UACAAUAUACAAACUAUGCAAUUUCAAUGCUUUUGGUUUGGGGUAUAUUUUUGUUAAGCAGCCAUGUCAAAUCUGCUAUGAAUUACUGUACCGUUUUUUACUGUGGUUCAAUACCCACUCAAGUGAUUGUUUUAUCAAUUUGUCCACAUGCAGUUCAACCUAAAUGACAAAUCCGGCUUACUAAAUUUAGUACAUCUAGUAAUCUUUGAUCAUGUGUGAUUCACUUAGCAGCAAAGCUCAGUAUGAUACUGACUGGUGUCCGAUGCUUUUCCUAGCUCCACUUAAAAAUAUCCAUUAGUUUAAAGUUGUAAUGUGCAUGAUAAUUACAUAAAAGCUAGCAUUGCCAAAUAUGCGUUUGAAAUGGUCAUCUAGUUUUAGUUGGCAGUAAAAAGAUUAGUACCAAAUAUUUAUUUUAAUAAGAUGUGUAUAGUAUUCUGAUAGAGUUGUUAUAAUCUGUAUUAGUACAUAUGCACAUAAAAUACACAUGAAAAUACUGCUCUUUUUUUAGCAGAAGGGUGGUAUUCAAGAGGUAGCACCUGAUAGCAUCAAGCUGAAAUUAAAAAUAAAGCCACAUCUAUUUCUAGAUCUGAUUUUUAAACACUUACUCACUUGCCCUUGCUCUUGGUAGCACCAAAAAUUCUCCAAGGAGCGAGAGUAAGGAGUGUUUGCUAACCCCUAAAUGAGUUUGACUUACUACACAAUCUUAACUAUCUAAUAAAAUGCAUCACACACUAAAAAUUCCUUAUCUCAACUGAAAGACAAGCUAAAUCUUUUAAAUGGGGGUGGGAGAAGAGUAUGAGGGAGUUAUAGUUGUCAAACGAGAAAACAGGGAGGGAGGGUUCCUCUAUUUACCUGCCCCUUCAUUAGUUACUCAUUACCUGUUCUUUCCAUGUACUUUUACUAAAUCAUUAAGGAGAUGAAUUUUCAAACUAAGGGGAAACACAAUCAUAGAACGCAGAAAUAGUAUGUAGCAGCUUCGUUAGAUGUUCCUGUGUCCAGAAAACAGUAAAUAAAAUUUAAGUGCUUGAAGCCUUUAACUGACUGACGCAACAGCUAGCUAGGUCAGUACAGUCACUAAAAAACAGUGUUUGCCUUGAACAGUAGACAUCUGGGAAUUGCGUUGCUACCCCUUAUCAUAGAAUCAUAGAAUAGUUUGGGUGGGAAAGCACCUUCAAAGGUCAUCCAGUCCAACAACCCUGCCAUGAGCAGGGACAUCUUCACCCAGAUCAGGUUGCUCAGAGCCCCGUCCAGCCUGGCCUUGAAUGUCUCCAGGGACGGGGCAUCCACCACCUUUCUGGGCAACCUGGGCCAGUGUUUCACCACCCUCAUUGUACAAAAUUGCUUCCUCAUGUCUAGUCUGAAUCUCCCCUCCUUAAUUUAAAACCAUUACCCCUAGUCCUAUCACAGCAAGCCCUGCUAAAAAGUCUGUCCCCAUCUUUCUUAUAAGAAAAAUGUCCCCUUUUAAGUACUGAAAGGCCACAAUAAGGUCUCCCCGGAGCCUUCUCUUCUCCAGGCUGAACACCCCAACUCUCUCAGCCAGUCCUCACAGCAGAGCUGUUCCAGCCCCCUGGUCAUCUUGGUGGCCUCCUCUGGACCCUCUCCAACAGGUCCUUGUCUUUCUGUACUGAGGGCUCCAGAGCUGGAUGCAGGACUCCAGGUGGGGUCUCACCAGAGCAGAGGGGCAGAAUCACCUCCCUCGACCUGCUGGCCACAUUCCUGUUGAUACAGUCCAGGGUACGACUGGCCUUCUGGGCUACCAGCGCACAUUGCCAGCUCAUGUCCUGUCUUUGAUUCACCAGUACCUCCAAAUCCUUCUCAGCAGGGCUGCUCUCAAUCUCUUCAUCCCCUAGUCUGUUUCGAUAUUGGGGGUUGCCCUGACCCAGGUGCAGGACCUUGCACUGGGCCUUGUUGAACCUCAUGAGGUUCACAUGAGCUCACUUCUCGAGCUUGUCCAGGUUCCUCUGGAUGGCAUCCUGUCCCUCAGGCAUGUCACCUGCGCCAGUCAGCUUGGUGUCAUCUGCAAACAUGCUGAGGGUGCACUCCAUCCCACUAGGUCAUUGACGAAGAUAUUAAACAGUACUGGUCUCAGUAUGGACCCCCGAGGGACACCACUUAUUACUGGUGUCCGUCCAGACAUUGUGCCAUUGAGCACUACUCUCUGGGUGCGACCUUCCAGCCAGUUCCUCACCCACUGAAUAGUCCAUACCUCUCUAGUCGAUGCUAACCAGAAAGUGUUGGAAAGGAACUCCGUGUUUCCGAGUGAAUCUCUGCUAGGCACUCUGAGUCAAUUCUGCAGAGUAUCUGCCUGCUGUAUGACUUUAUUGUACCUCACAAAAAUGACGGCGAAUGCUGAUCACUCCCUGAAAAAUUAGUUCAGACUGAGGGACUGUAGGUGCCAUCAAGCUCAUUCUGUCCCAGCAGCAACUUUGUUGAUCCAGCUAGUGUUUUGGUAGCCUUGUCUGAAGUGUCCUGUAACCUGCCAGCCUGGGGCAGAUGGAGGAAAUAUCUGGAGUGCACCUUGUGACUAAGGGCCUGGGAAUGCUGCCCGUGCACCACAGCCUGGAAACCCUGGAGUCUACAUGCUCUGGGGUCAUGUACUUAACAUCAGGUACACUUAACAAUAAUAAUCAGCUGCCCCAAAUGGAUCAAAAGAUGUACAUAUGAAUUAUGUUCCUAAUAAACUCUCAGUAAGUAACUAUAUAACAGCCUGUAAAAACUUUACUAAACACUCAAGCUUUAAUAUUAAACAUAGUUAGCAGGCUUUGAUCAGACUAGCUAGAGAGGUUAAAUUCUGGCUUGCAUUAUGAUUGAGGCGUGUAAUUAAAAUUGAUGAUUGAAUCUUGUAUUUGUAAUCGGUAAAUGCUUAAAUAAGCCUACCAGCUUGGCUGUAUAUAGUAACUGGUCUGGGGAGAGCCAGCUGGAAAACACGAAAAGCAUUGCCAGCUGCUUCAACAAACAGGAUGGAAAUGGAUCGAAAACUUCUUGCCACAGCUCAGCAGAUGCUCCAGGACAGCAAGACAAAAAUUGAAGUUAUAAGGAUGCAGAUUCUUCAGGCAGUCCAGACCAAUGAAUUGGCUUUUGAUAAUGCAAAACCUGUGAUAAGCCCUCUUGAACUCCGAAUGGAAGAAUUACGGCAUCAUUUUAGGAUAGAGUAUGCUGUAGCAGAAGGUGCAAAAAAUGUGAUGAAAUUACUUGGAUCUGGGAAAGUCACCGACAGAAAGGCACUUUCAGAAGCGCAAGCAAGAUUUAAUGAAUCAAGCCAGAAGUUGGACCUCUUGAAGUAUUCACUGGAACAGAGAUUGAAUGAACUUCCUAAAAACCAUCCCAAAAGCAGUAUUAUUAUAGAGGAGCUUUCGUUGGUCUCUUCACCCACAUUAAGUCCUCGUCAAAGCGUCAUAUCUACUCAAAACCAGUAUAGUACACUGUCCAAACCAGCAGCUUUAACAGGUACCCUGGAAGUCAGGCUAAUGGGCUGCCAAGAUAUUUUGGAAAACGUCCCUGGUCGAUCAAAAGCCACAUCGAUUACUCUACCUGGUUGGAGUCCAAAUGAAGCCAGAUCAUCUUUCAUGAGCAGAACCAGUAAAAGUAAAAGUGGGAGUAGUAGAAACCUUCUGAAAACCGAUGACUUGUCCAAUGAAGUCUGUGCUGUGCUGAAGCUGGAUAACACUGUGGUUGGCCAAACCAGCUGGAAACCGAUUUCCAAUCAGUCAUGGGAUCAGAAAUUUACACUGGAACUAGACAGGUCACGUGAAUUAGAAAUCUCAGUGUAUUGGCGUGACUGGAGAUCUCUGUGUGCAGUGAAGUUUCUGAGGCUGGAAGAUUUCCUGGACAACCAGCGCCAUGGCAUGUGUCUCUAUCUUGAACCCCAGGGCACGCUGUUUGCAGAGGUUACGUUUUUUAAUCCAGUUAUUGAAAGAAGACCAAAGCUCCAGAGGCAGAAGAAAAUUUUUUCAAAACAGCAAGGCAAAACAUUUCUCAGAGCCCCUCAAAUGAAUAUUAAUAUUGCCACUUGGGGAAGGCUGGUAAGAAGAGCUAUUCCUACGGUUAAUCACUCUGGCACCUUCAGCCCCCAAGCAGCAGUGCCUGCUGCCGGGCCAGUGGUGGAUGCUCACAUUCCUGAACUGACCCUGCCAGCCAGGUACACAAUAUCUUCAUUCUUAAGUGACUCUCCUGUAGCCAAAUUGGACUUUGAACUGGAGCCCGAGCCUCCACCUGCUCCACCCCGAGCAUCUUCCCUUGGGGAAAUAUGUGAAUCUUCCUCUGAGAUAAAGGCUCCUGAUGUGCCAUCUCAGGAUGAAGUAACAACGUUUGAUUUUGAAAAUGGCAGAAAUAGUAUUGUCCCGAAACUCCAACCUGAAAUAAUCAGUGAGCCUGAUGCUCCCCAUUCAGACAUAAAAUACACCAACACCCGAGAGCCUGAAGAUAGAAGAUCACAACAGCGAUUUCAGUUCAGUCUCAAGGAUUUCAGAUGUUGUGCUGUACUGGGCAGAGGACAUUUUGGAAAGGUGCUGUUGGCAGAGUACAAAAACACAAAUGAGAUGUUUGCUAUCAAAGCCUUAAAGAAAGGAGAUAUCGUCGCUCGUGAUGAAGUAGACAGCUUGAUGUGUGAAAAACGAAUAUUUGAAACUGUGAAUAGUGUCAGACACCCCUUCUUGGUGAACCUUUUUGCUUGUUUCCAAACCAAAGAUCACGUUUGCUUUGUAAUGGAAUAUGCUGCUGGUGGGGAUCUGAUGAUGCACAUUCAUACUGAUGUCUUCUCUGAACCAAGAGCAGUAUUCUAUGCUGCCUGUGUGGUUCUUGGACUUCAGUAUCUACACGAACACAAGAUAGUGUACAGAGAUUUGAAGUUGGAUAACUUAUUGCUGGACACAGAAGGCUUUGUGAAAAUUGCCGACUUUGGUCUUUGCAAAGAAGGAAUGGGAUUUGGAGACAGAACAAGCACGUUCUGCGGCACACCGGAAUUUCUGGCUCCAGAGGUGCUGACAGAAACUUCCUACACAAGGGCUGUAGACUGGUGGGGUCUUGGCGUACUUAUCUACGAGAUGCUAGUGGGGGAGUCUCCCUUCCCUGGAGAUGAUGAAGAAGAGGUGUUUGACAGUAUUGUAAAUGAUGAAGUAAGAUAUCCACGAUUUCUGUCUACAGAAGCCAUCUCUAUAAUGAGACGGCUGCUACGAAGAAAUCCUGAGCGGCGUCUUGGAGCUGGAGAGAAAGAUGCCGAAGAUGUGAAAAAGCAUCACUUCUUCAGGCUAAUAGAUUGGAAUGCUUUACUGGCCAAGAAAGUGAAGCCUCCUUUUGUACCCACCAUUAGAGGACGAGAAGAUGUUAGUAAUUUUGAUGAUGAAUUUACCUCGGAAGCACCUAUCCUCACUCCACCUCGGGAACCAAGGAUACUUUCAGAAGAAGAGCAGGAAAUGUUCAGAGAUUUUGAUUACAUUGCUGAUUGGUGUUAACUUCUAGACACUGUGAAACCCCAGCUGACUGGCUCACAAAAUGCCUCUCUCAGAAGAAUACCGACCCUUCAAAUGCUCUCUGUGCCACCUGUAGCUUCUGGUUUUUUUAAAUCACAUGAAGAUCCUUUUAAGUACUGUUUUAACACUCUUGUGAAGAGUGGCCUCUUUGUAUAUUGUUUUUUAUCUGAGCACUGGAAAGCAGGUCUAUGGAGUUCUUAAGCUGGGUUGGUGAAUCCAGGCUGUAUUAAGCUUCCCACACACGGGCGCAUGUGGAUCUGUACUGUUUCUCUCACGCUUCUACAGCGGAUAACAUCACUUUUUAAAGUAUCUGCUUUAAGUGGGAAAAGCAGCCUUUGAGCUGGGUAAUCACUUAUCUCUGCUCAGCCACAGCGGAACGGGAGUUUGGGAUACUGAUGGCACUCACGCAGAGCAUGGUUCUAGCUGCAGAAGGCAAACGAUUUCAGUUAAAUAUUAUCUUGUGCAGUCUCUAAAACGACACAUUUCUAUGUACACCUUCAUCUUGUGUUCUUAAAAUAACGGUAUUAAGAACAGAUAUGCCUUGUUUUGUAAAUUUUCUACGGUAUUUAUUAGGAAAAACGUUAAACGCCUUGCCUUUGAGAUAACAACUGUGUAAGUGCUUCCAUUACAAAGAAAAAUCCAGAAACAUCCGGAAAGUUUACCAAAGCCACUUGCCAAACAGUUUUGCCUUCAAGCUUUUUAAGCAUGGCUUAAAACCUGGGUUGAUACAAAGAAUGUGACAAGGGUGUUGCUCAGUCUAACCACAAGGAGCAAAGCGUAUGCAUUUCCCCAGCCCAGCCACUUGUGUACUCAAACUCACGCCUUUCCCACUCACCGAGUGGGCAGAUAAGUUCCCCCAGUCCCUAUCUAACCACCUAGGUCAGCCUGUAUCUGCUGUACAAUAUCAUAUCACUUUUAGAAAAACGGGAGGAUUUUCAAUGUUAUACAUGCUGUGAACAUGUAUAUUUGGAAGUUGUAAUGUAUUCUUAUGUCCAGGCAAGUAAUUUAAUUCUACCACUUCAUUAAUUUUGCACAGUGGCCAAGCAAAUGAGAUGGAACUCUGAAUGAAAAAAAUAUUGGUAGACAUAUAGGCCACUGAACUCCAGAACUUAGAUUGGCAGUUACCGAGGGUAAAAGCAAUACGUUGUAACAGAAUGUAUAAAUACUUUUUGAUAAAAACUGUGUGUAUUUUACAAACCCCUUAACACUAAAAGCUGUACCUCAAAAGCUGAAAAAUCACAUAGACCAAACACUGUGCAUACUUGUAAAGCAGGACCUGGUUUUGGCACCUGGUGUUCUGUGGGCAAACAUGAAUUCCUGGAAAACGCAUUUCCCACAUGGUCCUUUGCUGCAGCACCACACGGAGCUGAUGGCCUGUGUAACCUCACGGGGCCAUCCUGGCCAGGAGUUCGCUGUUCGUGGGCUGAGACGCUGAGAAUCAGCACCCGAAUGAAUUCAAACCUGGUAGUUUUACUCAUUGGAAGGAGAAAUGCAAACCCCUUGAGUGUGCAACACUGAGGUGGUUGUUUCCAAUCAUGACGCUGGGCAGACCUGCAGGGUCAGGCAGAGGAGAGAAAAAAGACGGUCCAUAGGUCUAAAUCAGGCAUUCCCCCCCUGGAACGCAGAGGCAGCUUUACCAGCUCUACAAAUCAUGUUUGGCAGAGUGAGUCAAUACUCAGCAUUGCUUGUCUCCAGAUUCUAAUUAAUUAAGACACAAAUGAUGUUCCUGUAUCUAGCUGAAACCAAUACUUUUGAGGUACAGUCAGCUCACCCUUUUCGGUUCCCAAAUAUAUAUAUGAGCAUCUGACAGGGUGCUUAACACGUAUGAAAGUAUCCUCAAAAAUACCUUUUUGUAACUACAUCUUGUACAGAAAUCUUUUUUUAAUCUAAGUAAAUCACUAAAAAAAAAUUAAAAAAAUUAGAGGGCAGGGUCUGUUCACCCAGUUAAGCUGAAAGAAAGCACUAAUUUUAUCUCUGUAGUUUUUUAAAUAUUUUUAGGCAGAUUAAGAUUUUAAACCCUAGAUUGUAAAUAUAUUUUGCUAUACUUUAUCUGUAUGUGGCUGCUCAAGCACUUUGUAAGGAAAUUAGGAUAUUUUAGAAUGGUACACUAUGCAUUAAAAUGAAAUGUGCCUUUAACAAAUGUCAUUCUAAGUGUUUGCAGUCAUUAAUAUCACAAAUUAAAGUUUUAAAUAGAGUAAUUUGUAAA
This is a messenger RNA of Columba livia (rock pigeon), 7674 nucleotides long. It is a transcript of the gene PKN2, whose product is annotated as protein kinase N2. The transcript is spliced from 20 exons. Gene Ontology annotation, biological process: intracellular signal transduction; peptidyl-serine phosphorylation. The record is from RefSeq and is a predicted model, not a curated record. Gene Ontology annotation, molecular function: small GTPase binding; protein serine/threonine kinase activity; ATP binding. Lineage: Eukaryota; Metazoa; Chordata; Aves; Columbiformes; Columbidae. Bases 2961 to 5450 code for a protein of 829 amino acids.